Malania oleifera is the source of this 2550-nucleotide messenger RNA. RefSeq names its product light-induced protein, chloroplastic-like. Gene Ontology annotation, biological process: translation. Gene Ontology annotation, cellular component: ribosome. Gene Ontology annotation, molecular function: structural constituent of ribosome. The record is from RefSeq and is a predicted model, not a curated record. The coding region runs from base 1789 to 2337 and encodes 182 amino acids. NCBI's taxonomy places the organism in Eukaryota, Viridiplantae, Streptophyta, Magnoliopsida, Santalales, Ximeniaceae. The transcript is spliced from 3 exons.
UAAGGUUCACGGAUCGCUGGCUCGAGCGGGUAAGGUGAGAGGUCAGAGACCAAAGGUAGCAAAGCAAGAUAAGAAGAAGAAGCCUCGAGGCCGUGCCCACAAGAGCAUGCAGUACAACCGGCGAUUCGUGACCGCCGGUAAUUUAAAAAAUACUCUCUCCGUCUCAUUUGUUUUACAUAGCUAUCAUGUCUUCUUUGUUUUUUGAGACCAUUCGGUUAAUACUAUGAUGACUGAAGAAUGCUAUUUAGGGCCUUGUUUGGAUUGUUAGUCUAAAAAUGAUUGGUACAUUCAAAUACCUGUUGAUUGCUUCUAAAACUGAUAGAAGGGAGUUACUUCUAAAGCGAAACUUAUUAGAGAAAUGGUUUAAAAUUUUUUAUCCCAAAUGUUUGAUUUUACAAAUCUAGGGAUUAAACCUGUCAAUGGUUAUCAAACAACCCAAUCAAUAAUAGCCUUAACAAAUGCCUAUAAGGGCUUCCUAGGUAUCGAUUGUGGUUUCCUGUUAUAGUUAUGGCCACUGCAGUGGCUGAGUGGUGUUACUGUUGCUGGUAAUUGUGAUUAUUGUUGGGUUGGUUUCACAAACUGCUGUUUUUAGGAAUUUCAGGAGUCUUCAGAUUCCCUUCAAUUGUAAAUAGUUGAAUUAUUACCAAAAACUUAAAAGAAACAUUUGCCAUUUCCCGAGCCACUUUGCCAAACGUGCCAUAACUCAUAAGCUUUGCUAACAUGGUAACCAUGUGGAUGACAUGCCAAAUUUGGCUAGUUAAGAAUGUGGCAUAGACUUUGUAAUGAAGCAUGAAUAUCAAUUUCAGCUUUAUAAUGGGCUUUUUCUUCUUUAGAAAUUAGCCAGAUGUUUUUUUUCCCCAAGUUAUGCUUCAAUCUAGGAAAAUUAAGAUUCAAACGGAUUUUAUCAUUUCCCCAAUUAAUUCACCAGACAAAUGAAUGAACUUUUCUAGGUUGUAGCUAAAUCUGUUUGAAGUUUGAUUUUCCCAUAUUGAAGCAUCAUGAAAAUUGUAGAAUGUAAGCAACUUUUUCUGUUGGGUCAAUGAAAAUGCCAACAAUGAAUGCUUAAUCAUAAUUGGUAGCAGUAGACCAGUUUAAUGACUUGUUUGAUACAAUCAAUAUUUUGGGAUAAAAACUGAAUUUAUUACGGGGCCAAAGUUUUUAACUAAUUAUUUUGUUAUUUUGCAAAUUUGCUUUGUUCAAAUCAUUUAUCUCUAUUAUGGCAUGGUCUUUCCAAAAGGCUAUUGUAUGAUGAAAAUAGUUAUCAGAAAAACAUAAUGGAUAGCCAUGUUUGCCUUUUUAGCAUUUCAUAUUUUUUCCCCACUUCUAAUCCAACCCGAUACUUUUAAUAUAAAAAUUUUAAACUUUAACUAUUAAAAUGUCCUUUUCAUGAAGAAGCCAAAUAACAAUAUACGGUGUUAGGAGGAGUUUUAUUAUAUAAACAAAAAUUUCAAAUAAUUCAUCUCUUCAUUUAAGCAUUUGGAAUUCGUGAAAGUGUUCUUGUCUUUUAUUUCGAAAAUUAUAAAUAAUGAACAUUUAAGAGCCUUUAAUAUCUAUUACCCUGAAAAAAAUUCUAAUACUACUUUUUGGUAACGUAGAUACCUAUGAAAAGAAUACCUUUUAGCAAUUCCAUACGUUUAAUGUUCCAAGUCAAAUGCCUAAAUUAGAGUGUAGGGAAGCAAUAAUGGAAAACUAUAGAGGGAAAGAAAAAUGUAAAGUUUUAGUCUCCCUGCAGUUUUAUAAGAAUCUAUUAUUGUCCCAUUAUUAUCGCCCCAUUAUUACUUGGUAAUAAUGGUCUAUGUGGCUUUGAAAUUUUUGGGGUCCUGCAGGUAUACAUCAUUUGCAGGUUUGUUACCCCUGAUGUCAAGGGGAACACUACCAUUGGUGGAAGUGGAGGAGAUAUCAGAGACCAUCGAUUCAGAGACAUUCACAGUCCAAAAUUCCGUUCAGUUUUCUGGACCACUCACCACUACUUCUGUCAGCGCUAAUGCUAAAUUUGAACCUCGAAGUCCCCAGCGUGUGCAGAUCAAGUUCCAAGAAGGCAUCAUUGGAACUCCCCAGCUGACAGACUCUAUCGUGAUCCCAGAGAAUGUAGAAUUUCUGGGACAAAAGAUCGACCUCACCCCAUUCAGAGGCUUAAUCACCUCACUCCAGAACACUGCUUCGUCUGUUGUAAAGACCUUUUCCAACCAACCACCAUUGAAGAUCCCUAUCUCAAACACUAGUGCUGAAUCAUGGCUGCUAACUACAUACCUCGAUGAAGAACUUCAGAUCUCUAGGGGAGAUGGGGGCAGCGUAUUUGUGCUCAUCAAGGAAGGUAGCCCCCUUUUGACGCCCUAAACAAAUGAAUUUGGAUAUGCUUGUACCCCCAAGAACUAGAUGGUUUGUGUGUAGUUGUUUCCUUAAUUACUGAAAAUUACGUGUAUUUGUCAAAAUUAAAUGUUAUGUAUGUGUAAAAUCAAAAUUGGGGCUUGUUAAUUUAUUAUGUAUUUUAAUUAUCUUCCCCACUUUUUUGAUAAUCAAACAUAGAAAAAGUAAAAUCUAUUCUUCUCA